Messenger RNA from Spinacia oleracea (spinach), 2502 nucleotides. RefSeq names its product F-box/FBD/LRR-repeat protein At5g22660-like. The record is from RefSeq and is a predicted model, not a curated record. NCBI's taxonomy places the organism in Eukaryota, Viridiplantae, Streptophyta, Magnoliopsida, Caryophyllales, Amaranthaceae. The coding region runs from base 473 to 1927 and encodes 484 amino acids. Gene Ontology annotation, molecular function: protein binding. The transcript has a single exon.
GGAAGUAUUUUCGGAUAUCAGAUAUGUGUGGGCAAAUGCAUAUCAUAACAAAAGACAAAAUAAGAAAAAUGACAAAAAAGAAAUUAAAUGGUACUUUUUUAAACAAAAAUGGUACUUUUUUUAACUGAAUGGUACUUUUUUUUACAGAAUGGUACUUUUUUAACAUAAAUGGUACUUCCUUUUUUGUCUUUUAGCUAUUUGUCUUUUAGCUGAUAUGUGUGUUGCCACACAUAUCUGAUAUCCGAAAAAACAACCUCCCGUAAUUACUGCCGGGCACUUUGACUAAUCGAAAAAUGUACUCCAUAGUUGUGCAUUUAUUCCAAAAAGGAUCUUCGGGGUACCAUAUAUAGCAAAUAUAGGUUGUGAAUACAGAGUAAUUCAUGGAAUACUCACAAGAGUCACAACCUAUCUCACCUUUUGCCUAAAUAAUAAGUAACCCGGCCGCCUUAGCGAGAGACUGAGAGUCAGAAAAAUGGCUGGUACAAAAAAGGAAGAAGAUAAAGAUCGGUUGAGCUCACUUCCAGAUGCUAUGCUCACCGAAAUUAUCUCUCUCCUCCAAAUGGAUUCCGCCGCCAGAACCUCCGUGUUAUCUCACCGGUGGCGCUACCUUUGGACCGGAGUCAACCGCUUCGAAUUAGAGUAUAAUCGGGACUACCAAAAAAUUUCAAUUGUCGUCGGUGACAUUUUAGAACAGUUGACCACUUCCAAGCUCCGGGUUUUUAAGCUUCAGUUAGGGACGCUGGAAUACUUUUGUGAACCUGGAUUAGCAGAAUCAUGCUUCCAUGAAGUUUGCCGUCGAAAUGUGGAGAAAUUAAUUAUUGGUAGCGGAACAUACGAGGAUGUAUUUCUUGUAGUACCUGCCAUUGUGUUCAAAACUCAAUCUCUGGUAAGUUUGGAAUUAGACGGUGAUCUUAUGUUUGAGUUGAAUUUUGAAAUUCAACUUCCUAAUUUAAAGAACCUUAGUUUGUCUAAUCUUUCGAAAGUCUAUCCUUGGUUGGAAACCCUAUUUAGGUCUUGCCCUUUGUUGGAAGAUUUAGAUUUGUUCUUCGAUUUAUCUGGAAAUAGUUCUUGUCUAAACAUAUUUACUCCCAAUUUGAAGUGGUUGAAGAUACAGAUGCACUGCUACAAUCAAACACAACGGACCAAAAUCUUCAUUGAUGCACCUAAAUUAGCUUACCUAUCUAUAGAUGAUUGCAUUUCGUGCUAUUAUUUUGUCCAAAAUCCAACCAAAUUACUCGAUGCAUAUCUUGAUUUGACAUCGGAGUUGAGUUUUGGAGAGGAUCCACUUUCGAUGGGCGGACGGGAAGAUUAUCUACAUCAGAUGUCGAAGCUUGUAGGAGGAAUGUGUAACAUUAGGCAGCUUUACUUACGGGUAGAAAGAGAAACUAAUAUAUACAGGUACCUUAAUCCUGGGAAUCAGCCAAUCUUUGCUAAUCUAACUGGAUUUCGGACAGGAUUGGAUGAUAUUGGUAUCAUUGGCUGGAAGAAUUUGUUACUUUGUAUGAAAAACUUUCCCAACUUAAAACAGCUAGAAGUGACCCUAAAAAUGGGAAACGAUGUUCCAAUGGUGAACAUGGAAUGGUGUGCACCAGAUUUAGUGCCAGAUUGUUUAGUAAGGAAGCUCGAGAUAAUUGAAAUAAGGGGAAUUAACAUGACUGAUGAUGAGCUCAAGUUGCUAUCUUAUCUUCUGAGUAAUGCACUUGUUUUGAAAGAGCUACGAUUAUAUCUUCCGCACGUGUGGUCAUUCGGAAAUUCUCAACCACGUAACGGAAGUAGUUUCUGUCGCUCUUUAUCUAGGCUUCCAAGGGGCUCUUCAACUUGUGAGAUUAUGUUUCAAGGUAGGUGUGUUGAACCUGAUCGCAAAUAUGAUGGUGCAGGGGUGUGCACAGUGCUCUUGGUGCACUGGUGUUCAAACGACAUGCAAUAAAUAUAAAACGCGGAUAUCUUGUUGAAUUCGGAGAAGAAAAGAACAAACGUUGUUUUUUUGAUAAAAAAAGAACAAACGUUGUUCUUUUGUUAAAAAAAAGAACAAUGACUGCUCUGUCCCUUUUUUUUCGUUCUUUUGUUUUUCACUCCAUUUUUCUGGUAUAUAUACCUUCUUUUUUAUAAUUUUCGAAUCAGAAUUUGUGAAGAGGAGAGAGAAAAACUAUGGAAAGGAGAGAGAAACUGUGAAGAGGAGAGAGAAAGUAAUGGAAAAUUCUCAAAUAUAGGUUGAUUUUUCUACUUCAAUAUCAAAUCUAUUGAUUCUUCUUCUUCAAAUUUGAAUUCCUCUGCUGAUAAUCCGAUUUGUGAAGGUAAUUUUUCAAUUUUUUAAAACGAAUUACUUAUUUAUGAUGAUUUUGAUUUCCAUGUUCAUUAUUUUCAUCAUUUCAAUUUAUUUUGAUUUUUUUGAUCAUUUCGAUUUCUGCAUUUCUCAAUAACCUUGAUUAAUGUAUUUUGAUUCUAUAUAUUGAUAAUUUUGAUGAUUAAUGUAUCUUGAUUAUAUAUUUAUGACGAUUUUGA